Beauveria bassiana ARSEF 2860 is the source of this 2130-nucleotide messenger RNA. Its product is annotated as transposase-like protein. The transcript is spliced from 2 exons. Gene Ontology annotation, biological process: thymine catabolic process; L-valine catabolic process. The coding region runs from base 1 to 2130 and encodes 709 amino acids. The record is from RefSeq and is a predicted model, not a curated record. Gene Ontology annotation, molecular function: methylmalonate-semialdehyde dehydrogenase (acylating, NAD+) activity; malonate-semialdehyde dehydrogenase (acetylating, [NAD(P)+]) activity. Lineage: Eukaryota; Fungi; Ascomycota; Sordariomycetes; Hypocreales; Cordycipitaceae.
AUGUCGACACUGGGGCCGCCUGGCUCCAACGCGCACGCCGCCUUGAAUUUCCCACAGGCUGGCCUCCGUCGCAGCACCGCCUUUCCGCCAUCACACCCGAAUCAGCCCAAUAAGCAGUCGCCUGCACCUCACGCCGCCUCUCCUUACCAAUCUCACGCCUACACGCCGCAGCAGCCACAGCAAGGCACAUAUCAACAUAUGUUCACCUCGAGUCAGUUGGGUGGUAAUGUUGCCAAUGGACCUUCACGCGCCCCGAAUCCCCAUGUUCCCAACACUCUUGCCGCUCAGCGCCAGCGCGGUGCACCCUCUCGUCAGCAGAUGUCACAGUCGAACCCACCACCGAUGCUCUUUCCCGGCUCCAUGAGCCAGUCAAUCCAGCACGAUCCGAUCCUGUCCCACCAUCAGCAACAGCAACAUCAACAACACCAGCAGCCUCAUCAACAGCAACCGCACCAGCAGCAGCAGCAUCCGGGACAUCAGAGCCACCAGCAGCAAGGCCAGCACCAGCAGCACCCGCACCCCGGCCAUCCAACACACCCUUUGACGGCUCACCAUAGCCAACAGAGCCACCAGGCUCAGCAAUCCCACCACCAUCAAAGCCAACAGCACCAGCCUCACCCGUCCCAUCAAAACCACCCAGGCCACCCCGCCCACCAGACUCACCAACUUCCCGCGCAUCAGAGCCACCCCUUGCACCAGCCUCACCAGUCACUUCAGCAACAACAGCAGGCGCAGCAGCAGCAAGCGCACCAACAACAGCAGCAGCAGGCGCACCAACAACAGCAGCAGGCGCACCAACAGCAGCAGGCGCACCAACAGCAGCAGGCGCACCAGCAACAAGCGCAACAGCAGCAACAACAGCAGCAGCAAGCGCAACAACAGGCUCAACAGCAGCAGCAGCAGCAGCAGGCGCAGCAGCAGCAGGCGCAGCAGCAGCAAGCGCAUCAGCAUGCUCAACAGCAGCAGCAAGCACAGCAAGCACAGCAAAAGCAACAAUCACAACCUCAGCCUCCGCCUCAACAGCGUACUCCUCAGCCGCAACCACAGCAGCAGCCAACUCCCCAGCAGCAACAGCAACCGGGCCCUUCGAGCCAGCAGCAGUCUUUGCAGCACCAGGCAAAGAGCCGCACGCCUCAGGCGCAACAGAACCAUGCCACUCCUCAGGCUGCUCCCGCCCAGCUUCCACAACAGCAGGAGAACCACACUGUUGGGGAUCUUGAGAUGGAAGAUCAGGGAGCGGCCGAAGAUUCUGAAUCACUGGAUGCCAAGCUUCGCAACGAUCCUUCGUUUGUGCCCUCGCAGCCUAUGGGUGAAAUGAUGUCACCACCACCUGAAGGCGGCAGCUAUCCCACACUUGAAGCCGUGCAAAAAGCCGUUCUCCGUUACUGUACUUCUGUCGGUUAUGCUAUUGUCAUUGGCCGCUCAAAGAAGACGGUACCCGGACUUAAAAAGGUUCUAUUUGUUUGCGACAGGGCAGGAAAGCCCCCAAGCCGUGUCAGCCCCGAAUUUCGCAAGCGCAAAACUUCGUCUCGCAAAUGCGACUGCCCCUUUGGCUUCUUCGCCAUUGAGCAGCGCACGCAGUGGACCAUUCGAUACCGACCCAACCCGCAGCAUCUGUCGCAUAACCACGGCCCUAGUGAAGGGCCUUCUGAUCAUCCUGCUGCCCGGAAAUUGGACAGUAAAAUGGUCGCCGAGGUCAAGCGCCUUAAAGAAAACGGGGCGGGUGUGCCAGAAACCCUGCAAGCUUUGCAAACUGAAAACCCCGAGUGUCACCUCCUUCCAAGGGACAUUUAUAAUGCACGAGCUGCCAUCAAUCGCAAUCCUACAAAGGUGGCUUCGGGCAUUGCCGAAAAUCGGCCAGCGAUAUACAAGACCGCACAGUCACCUGAGGAUCGGAUCCGCUCUGACUUGCGGCGUGAAUUAUCCAAGGCCCGCGAUGAUAUGAAAAAGAUGGAGGAAGAGAAGCAAAAAGAGAUCGAUGCGCUCAAGACCAAACUAAAGGAAAAGGAGCAGCUCAUUGAGAAGUUUGAGAUGUUUAUCGACAUUUGCAACGAAAGAGUCAUGGUUCAACGUCAAAGACUGGCUGGACAGGAGCAAGGAGCCCCGAGCGGAAGCAACAUGUUGCCCUGA